This is a messenger RNA of Arabidopsis thaliana (thale cress), 2213 nucleotides long. RefSeq names its product Protein kinase superfamily protein. The transcript has 3 exons. The record is from RefSeq and is marked reviewed. Lineage: Eukaryota; Viridiplantae; Streptophyta; Magnoliopsida; Brassicales; Brassicaceae. Bases 1 to 1854 code for a protein of 617 amino acids.
AUGGAAGGUAAAUCUCCAGACCUGGAAUCGAUAGGGUCUGGUACAACAACAAAGAGGUCAAGUGUUUCAUCAGGAAGUCGAUCUCGUACUCGUAGAGAUUUCCUUAGCAGAUUCACUGACUCUGCACAUUUCACUGAAAAGCUUGAAGAUUGGUUUGCUUCAACAUUAGAAAACUCGGCGAGCGAAGGACCGGUCUUUGAUGUUCCUUUUGAGUUGGUUGAGCUUCAAAAGUUUGAUUAUGCAUUAGAAGGGAUUUCUUUCCAGCAGCUUACUCGGAUGCCAAGUCCUGUUUACGCUUCUUCGUCUAAUGCUCUGGAGGCUAAGGCUUAUCUAGCUAUUGAGGAUUUUCUACACGCCACUGUUAAGAGCUUGUGGGAGGCGUUUUGGAGCGAGGCUCUUUUCUAUGCUGUUCGUAUACUCAUCGCAAGGAGUGUGAGCCGUUUAGAUUUUUCUCAAAGCUCAAACUGUGUCUUCAUUCUUCUAGUUGAUUCGCAGUAUGGAGGUGUUGUAAAAGUUGAAGGGGACGUAAAUAAAUUGGAUUUUGACUUGAACAAUGUUUAUGAGUGCGCAGCAGAUUGGAUAAAGAAGCAUUCUAAGAUAGCAGUGUCACCAGUUGACAGAAUAUGGAACAAGCUGGGAAAUGCCAACUGGGGAGACAUUGGUGCUUUGCAAGUGGUGUUUGCCACUUACCAUAGUAUAAUGCAGUACUUUGGGGCACCCAGACAUUCCAUUGAAGACUUAGCUGCUGACCAUAGUUCUCGCCUUCACUCAAGACGACAGGAGAGGCAGUUGGGAGAUACUAGUCUCAGUGAAAAUGGUAUGUUUAGGUUCCAGCAGAGUACCAUGUCUCCUGAAAUUGUCGAAGUUCAAGAAGAAUCAACCAAAAUCGAGCCUGAACCUUCGAUGAAACUGGAAGUUGGAUCGGUUCUAUGGUUGGAGGAGUCAAACUAUCAAAAAGGUUAUCAGAUUAACGAAAUAUUGACUAAUGGUACACUUCCUUAUCAUAUUGCAUCGCCAGUGGAUGAUGCAGGGAAGUCUGUGUUUCUGUAUGUUGGUUCUCCUCCUUCACAGCUUGAGCCAGCUUGGGAAGACAUGAACUUAUGGUAUCAGGUUCAGAGACAGACUAAGAUAUUAAGUAUAAUGAAACAGAGAGGACUCUCUAGCAAAUACCUGCCGCAGCUCCAUGGGUCUGGUCGGAUCAUUCAUCCAGGCCAAUGUCAAAAACCAAGUUCAGGUGGACGAUGUGAUCAUCCUUGGUGUGGAACUCCCAUUCUUGUGACUACUCCUGUUGGCGAGACAGUAGCUGAUUUGGUGAACGAGGGUCGGUUUGGUCCAGAAGAAGCUAUUCGAUGUUGCCACGAUUGCUUAUCUGCACUUUCUUCAUCCUCUUCAGCUGGAAUUCGACACGGUGAUAUCCGCCCAGAAAAUGUAGUUUAUGUCACUUCUGGUGUAAGACAUCCUUACUUUGUACUAAUUGGUUGGGGUCACGCGGUGCUUGAGGAUAGAGAUCGACCCGCAAUGAAUCUUCACUUCUCCUCGACUUACGCACUCCAGGAAGGGAAACUCUGUGCUGCCUCAGAUGCAGAGAGCUUGAUAUACAUGCUUUAUUUCUGUUCUGGAGACUUCCCUGAAUUGGAUUCAGUUGAAGGAGCUCUUCAAUGGAGAGAGACCUCUUGGUCCAAAAGAUUGAUUCAGCAGAAGCUCGGCGAUAUCUCAACCGUUUUGAAAGCAUUCUCUGACUAUGUUGACAGUCUAUGUGGGACACCUUAUCCAUUAGAUUACGAUAUUUGGUUGAGAAGAUUGAAGAGGAAUCUUUCAGAAGACCAUGGGAAAGAAAUUGAAUCUUCAGGCUAAGCUCUUAUAUAAACAUCCGAUUUCUUUUGAACAUUCUUUCAGGUGCUCUCUGUCUGCUUAACCUGUCCGAGACUGGAAGCCUCACGAUGAGAUGUAUCCUUCGGUUUUGCCAAGUCUGAAAAGUUUGGGACCUUGUUCUCUUCUUGUACAGGAUCUUUGGAAUGGAUUAGAUUCUGUGUUUUUCCCUUCGCUGUUAAUGCUCUGGUCCUUUUUCUUCAUUAUUAUUGUUAUCUUGAGAGUGAUUCUCUAUUAUUUUAUUGUAAAGGUGAGAGCUUUUGUUCCCAUUUUGACUUGUGUUAAACUUAACGAGUUUUUUAGUUUCUGUGCUUUCUUAACCUAAAUGUAACAUUGAUUUUGUC